Tarenaya hassleriana is the source of this 916-nucleotide messenger RNA. RefSeq names its product multiple organellar RNA editing factor 3, mitochondrial. Gene Ontology annotation, biological process: mitochondrial mRNA modification; cytidine to uridine editing. Lineage: Eukaryota; Viridiplantae; Streptophyta; Magnoliopsida; Brassicales; Cleomaceae. The transcript is spliced from 4 exons. The record is from RefSeq and is a predicted model, not a curated record. The coding region runs from base 66 to 725 and encodes 219 amino acids. Gene Ontology annotation, cellular component: mitochondrion.
GAGCCUAAAGGAAACAGAGACACGCCGACGAAGUCGAACAUCUUCAGAGAAAAAUCCCGUCGGCAAUGGCGUUCAUCAUCGGGCGGCGCGCGCUAACGACAGUCCUUGGCAAAACCCUCUCUUCUUCUUCUUCGUCGUCGUCUUUGGCUUCUCUGUCUUCCCUCUCUUCUCGUUCUCGGGUCGCCGUUGGUCUACUGGACAAGGUGUCUUCGACCCAACUCGCGCCGGGUCCGUUUCACAUCCCUAACCGACCGAAGACAUCUGGGUCGGGAUACUCUCCGUUGAACGAUCCGUCGCCCAACUGGAGCAACCGUCCACCGAAGGAGACGAUUCUUCUAGAUGGGUGCGACUACGAGCACUGGCUCAUCGUCAUGGAGUUUCCUGAUCCCAAACCCACCGAGGAUGAGAUGAUCAAUGCUUAUGUCAAAACCCUAGCUUCCGUCAUCGGCAGCGAGGAGGAGGCUAAAAAGAAGAUUUAUUCAGUUUGCACGACGACGUAUACUGGGUUUGGUGCUUUGAUCUCGGAGGAGCUUUCUUACAAAGUCAAAGGGUUGCCUGGUGUCCUGUGGGUUCUACCAGAUUCUUACCUUGACGUACCCAACAAGGACUAUGGAGGGGACUUGUACGUAGAUGGGAAGGUGAUACACAGGCCACAGUACAGGUUCACCGAGCAGAGACAGACCAGGAACCGUACCAGACCACGGUUCGAUAGACGCCGGGGCUGAUGACUGAUCGGAAGCCGGCUAAUCAGUUCGACUGACCAGUCAAGGAACAUUAAAGGAUGUGUCGGUGCUUGAUCUGAUCCUGUCUUAAAUUCCCAUAUAUUUUUUUUCAUGUUAGUCAAAUGCAAGACCAGAUUUUUCUUGUUCUACCUAUAAAAGGCAUCGAGACGGGGGCUCUCUAGUCUAAGGAUCGA